AAAAAAACAAGAGUUCCGUGAUAUUCCAAAAAGUCCCCAUCUGACACCAGAGGACCAGCGAGUAUAAGAAGGCUGCAGAUCACUGCCCCAGCACCAGUCGCACGGGGCGUCGGUGCUGAGGUCAAGAUGAAGCUGCUGCUGGUUGCGUUGCUGGUGGCUGUGGCUGCCGCCCAGUCCUCCUUUAGGCUGCCUGCGCCUUACACCUACAGCUGCAGGAACAGCAAGUGCAUCAAGGAGGAGCGCAGCGGUUCCAGGGAAAUCCGCUCCAUGGCAUCAUGCCAGCUGACUUGUGGAAGGUAUGGUGCUCUGUGGCCGCAGCCAACCGGUGACGUCCAGUUGGGCUCCCAGACUGUCGCCUUCUCUCCUAAGAACAUUCAGGUGACGAAGAUGGCAGCCACCAACCCAAAAGUAACACAAAUGCUGGAGGAUGCAGUAAAUCACUUCACUCGUAACCUUCACUUCAUCCAUCCUCACUACCCUAAGGAAAAGAAGACCCCCGUUCUUUACGACGAAGAAUAUCAAAGAGACGAAGAGCCCUCGGUUGACGCUUACGAAGUCUUUGAGCGCGUGAGGCUCCGAAGCGAACAGAUCGCCGAAGAAUCCAUCUUUCAGCAGCAGCAAGAGCAGAGGCUUCCUUACUCAACCAUCAACGAGAAGACAAGAAAAUAUCUCAAAUACUCUCCCUUCCUGAGAAAGAGGAGCACCCCGACAGCUGAGAACCACAACCUCAACAUCGACAUCACCGUCACCUCACCAGAGGACCAGCUCACCCUCGAGACUGACGAGAGCUACACCUUGGUGUUGCAGACUGCCAGGUCUGAGACCACCGCGACCAUCGUGGCCACCACGUAUUACGGCGCUCGCCACGGCCUGGAGAGUCUGUCUCAGCUUAUCGCCUACGACGAUAGCAACAACGCCCUCCAGAUCGUCAACAAUGCCAAGAUUCAUGAUGAGCCUCAGUUCAAGUACCGAGGUCUUAUGCUGGACACUGGCAGGAACUUCUACCCCAAGCAGGACAUCAUGCAGCUUAUGGACGCCAUGUCCCAGAACAAGAUGAACUACUUCCACUGGCACAUCUCCGAUUCCGCCUCUUUCCCCAUGUACUCCAGCAGACGCCCUGAAAUGGCUUAUUAUGGCGCCUACUCCCCAGAGGAAGUGUACUACCCCGAGGACAUCACAGAGAUCGUUAAUUACGCCAAGCUGCGAGGUAUCAAGGUCAUUCCCGAGUUGAACGGCCCAGCCCAUACCAACGCCGGCUGGCAGUGGUCCGAGAAGGAAGGUCUUGGCAAACUUGUCCUCUGCACCGACAACAACAAGCCAUGGUUCGAGGUUGGGAAGGAACCCCCGAGUGGCCAGGUCAAUCCCAUCAAUCCCCAACUGUACUCUGUCCUCGAAGAACUCUACAGGGACAUGAUGGACUACUUCGACCCCGAGAUGGUCCACAUGGGUGGUGAUGAUGUGAGCUUCAAGUGCUGGCAGAACUCUGAAGAAAUCAAGGAAUACCUUGCUGCUAACGGCCGUGAAGCCGUCAGCCAAGAGUUCUUCGAGCUGUGGAACACGUACCAGCAGAACGCUUAUUCCAAGCUGAGGGAGGCAUCAGGCCCUUACCGCAGUGUUACCCCCAUCAUCCACGCCUCCAGCUAUGCUCUCAACUACGCCGACAAAGAUUCUUACAUCGUGCAGCUCAACAUGGAUGCCAACGAUGAAGAGAUGACCAAGUACAUCAACCAAGGAUUCAAGGUCAUCUUCUCCAACCAGGACGUGUUGCGACUGGACUGCAUUGGUAACAACUUCUAUGGAGAGAAGGCCGAGAGCUGCAAGAGAGAGAUCCCCACAUGGAGGAGCUUCUAUGACAACAGUCCCCUUGACAUGCUGGAGAACUUGGGCGUGAGCAACGCCCGUAGCGACCAGCUCAGGAGUGGCCAAGCUGACCCCAUCAAGGAGCAGGUGCUGGGAGGAGAAGCUACAUUGUGGAGCUUUGACACUGACGCCAACGGCUUCCAGGCUAAGGCUUGGCCACGUGUUUCUGCAUUGGCUGAGAGGCUGUGGACCGACCCCAUCUCCAACCACGGUGAGGACACCAGUGCAAAGCGUAUCAACAUCCACCGCAAGCGCAUGGUAGACCUCGGCGUCCGAGUUGACCCCAUCCAGCCCCAGUACUGCAUGCAGGAUGAAUCCGCCUGCUACAGCAAGGAGCAGUACCUUGCCCGCUCAGCCUCUCUCACCGCUAAUCCAGAAAACCCAGUCCAUCAUCAUCAGCAGCAGCAACACUCUUAAUUUGCUAAUCGUACACUGACCUCAUACAGAUAGAAAUACUUGAGUACAGGAAAGAUAUUUCCUUAUGACUUUUAUUGAAAAUUUAACAACUAGAUCACCUGCGAUGUCGAACAGGAAAUUUUCAGCGAUGGACACUCCUUAUUCAGAUGCAUUACUCUGGGUAGUUUACAAACGAUGUAUUACUACGCGCUGAAUAAACAUUUCAGGGAAUGUU
Molecule: messenger RNA, 2491 nt
Organism: Portunus trituberculatus (swimming crab)
Lineage: Eukaryota; Metazoa; Arthropoda; Malacostraca; Decapoda; Portunidae
Product: chitooligosaccharidolytic beta-N-acetylglucosaminidase-like
Exons: 9
Coding region: 127-2277 (716 amino acids)
Biological process (GO): carbohydrate metabolic process; ganglioside catabolic process; glycosaminoglycan metabolic process
Cellular component (GO): membrane
Molecular function (GO): beta-N-acetylhexosaminidase activity
Source: RefSeq, a predicted model, not a curated record